Meleagris gallopavo (turkey) is the source of this 1555-nucleotide messenger RNA. RefSeq lists its product as uncharacterized. The record is from RefSeq and is a predicted model, not a curated record. NCBI's taxonomy places the organism in Eukaryota, Metazoa, Chordata, Aves, Galliformes, Phasianidae.
GAAGCUUUCCUUUCCCUUUGCAAUUCCCUGCGGCAGCGCCCAGCCCCGUUUUGGAUUCGCUUUCCUUCUUUUCACUGUUACCGAGGUCGGCUGAAUCCCCACUCCGAGUAUCCACAGGGAUGGACCCAUAGGUCCCCAGCUUCAGAUUUAACGCACUAAUUGCUGCUAACUGCAUUAAUUUGUUGGAGUUUGGGUCUUCUGUGCAAUCCAGCCUGAAAGCAACGACCUUGGGACCGGCAUUUGUCGCCCCGCUGCACCACCUAUGUGGACACAGGAUAUCACCAGGGCCAUCGGCCCCUCUGAGGUGUCCCCAGAGCUGCUGCAGCCCCUGGUGACUGUGGUGGCCACCUUGGGCAAGUUGGGAGCCAUCCCUGGUGACAUCUCCCUGGGAGGGAACAUGGGCUCACUGCGGGCCAGGCUGCUGACCUUCAGCUCUGGUGUGCGCAGAGCCAUGGUGCACCCAGAUGGCGAUGCCACCCUCCUCCGACGCACCCUGGGGGCAUCCAAGGAACAGCCUGGUGCCCCCACAGCCAUCACUGACUCAUGGCAGAAGGCGGUGACCACAGUGAAGGACAUCUGGGCUGAGCUGCAGGAGGAUGCUGCAUGCCUGAGGGAUGCCUGUGGGAAUGUGGCUGCUGCCAAGGCCACCACUGAGGCCACCAAGGGCCACUUGGUGGAAGCGGUGAGACGAGAGGACAAAGCACACAAAGGGUUGAUAGCUGCCACCAGAGUGGUGCCUUUGUCCUCAGAGGUGGCCCAGGUCACAGAGGUGGUGGCAGCCCAUGAUAUGCGGGUGGCAGAGGCCAGGGAAGGGCUGCAGGCAGCCACCAAGGCCACCGAGGAGGUGGCAGUGGCGGUGGUGGCAGCAGUGGCAGCCAAGGAGAGGGGACAACAUGCGGCAGUGGCCCAUGGGCUCCUGGUGCAGUUGGUAGCUGCCUGUAUGGGGACCUAUAACUACUAUAGUCAUGUGGAGCAUUGUCUCAAGGACAUCAAGGCCAUGGUGGGUGUCACUACUGGAGAUGCUGGCCCUGAUGUCCUCAAGGCCACCCAGGGGGACAUGGGUAUCCCCAAGAAGCUAGCAGAGAUAGUGGUGGUGGCCGAGGUGCUGUGGGAUGCCAGUGCCCGCCUGACCCGGGAGUACCUCUUGGGGACACUGCGGAGUGUUCGGAGCCUACUGGCCACCUCCAGUGUCACUGAGGCCACCAAGGUCACCCAGUGCUGCCAAGAGGCCACCAAUGCCCUCCCUGGGCUGCUGCCACCGGGGCUGUGCUAGGGGACAAACACGUCCAUCAGGGACCAGUGGUACCAACACCACCAUGAAAUCAUGGAGACUGCAGAUGGGGCCUUCAGGACCGCCAUUUCAACCACCAAUGGAGUGAGGGCUGUCACAAGAUGUCACCCCAGUGUCACCUCCAUGCAUCCCCUCAACACCUCCAGAGACAGGGAUGCCACCACUUCCUGAUAAAAAUGGGAAAACAGUUUUGUUUUAUAAAAAUUAUUUUGUUUUAUAAAAAUGGUUUUGUUUUAUAAAAAUGUUACCGCUUGACGAGUUUCU